AAGGGUGUUAUUUUUGUUGUAUGGGGAGGCAUGUGGAAGAUUGGGUCAACUGAGCUCAAAUUCUGUCGCUUCACACUUUUGUGUGAAAACUUUGGAGUCGAUUCUCAAUACUCGUUUGCUCAGAAUCGAACAUUGGACUCGUUUUUGAGACAAGACUUAGCACGACCUAGUAAUGGCCGAUGCGUUUGGACAGAUUAGGUUCUGCAGGCUAAGGUAACAGUGACGAUUAAAUACAAUUUAUUACCCGAAUAAAAAUGGCUACAGUGAAAAACGAGGUAGAGCGAAGAAGGAAAACGGAUGUUAAGGGACUGAACGGGCAUGUGGACGUGUCACGGACGGAGUACUGUAAUAAGCUGCGGGAGUGGAUGUGGCACUACUACUGCGGCUACGCGAGCUGGCAGAGCUGGAUGUGCAUGUCGGCGCUACCGUUAUCUCCUCCGUGGUUUCCACUGCAGCCUGGCAGCCAAGAGGCUAACAUCCCUCCUUAUCCACCCGCCCCGACAUCUGCGGACAUCUCCAACUGGUACAUCCAGCUCACCAGUCCGCCUCAGACGAAUGCCUCAGCGGCUCCUCAGGCCGGGAAUUCAUCAACAUCAACACCACCGGCACAGGCGAAUGGAAACCCGGUUCAGCAAGCAGGUAGAGAGUACACCAUUCCCUCACCUUUACACAGAUUUCUAGCUGAAAUGGUGGAUUUCUUCAUCCUCUUCUGUGUUAAAGCGACAAUAGUUUUGUGGAUAAUGCACCUAAGUGGGAUGAAGGACAUUUCUAAAGUCAUCAUGCAGUUUGUAGUGGAGGAGAUCGAUGAGAACACGUCUCUGGAGGACCUGCAGAAGAUGAUGGUGGUGGCUCUGGUGUACAGGGUUUUAGUUUGUUUCUAUGAGAUUAUCUGUAUUUGGGGAGCAGGAGGUGCCACACCUGGGAAAUUCCUACUUGGAUUGCGUGUCGUCACCUGCGACUCUACGGUUUUGGUACGACCCAACCGUGUCCUCGUGGUACCAGCAUCUAAUGUCACCUUAUCAGCAUCCACCGUACGGGCCUUGAAUAAGAACCUAUCCAUUGCGUUCCUCUUUCCGGUCUUCAUCACUCUGCUCUUCUUCCAGCACAACAGGACUGUGUAUGACAUUGUGGCAGGAACCAUCGUGGUCCGGCGUAGGGGGGCGAGAUGACCGGUUCAAAGAGUGAUUCAAUGUACUGUAAAAUAGUAUUACUGAAGCCUAAAGGUUAUAGCCAUAGAAGUUCAGACCUGUUUUUUUUUUGUUUGUUUGUUUAAUUGUAAUAAAUAUGCUUAAUUUAUUCGAUUACAGGAUCGUUAGACGCAUUUUAGUUGGUAAACAACGCGUUGUUUGUUAAUACACUCCAACCAAAAAUCUGAAACGUAACCACUGAUACAUCAAUCGUAAAGAUGCCUACUCAUCUCAUUUGACUCAUUUUACAUGUCCUCAUGUACUGGCCUCUAAGAAUACUUGAGAUUACAGCUGCUUCUAGUUUGGGGUUUGUAGAUUUUCUGGACUUGUAGAUUUACAAGCUGCCUUACUCGAUUAUGUACAUUUAAGUCAGAGACCCGUGGCCCACAGAACAACUGAUUGGAUAACGUGUAAUUCUACGAACGUUUUACAAAUCAGCAUUACAGCGAAGAGCAUGAAUUACUCCAGCGAGAGGCACUGCGAUACCCAGUCUUACAUUUCUGAGCGCGUACACAUGAUGAAGAGGUACGGCAUGAGGCAGGACUUGAAAAUGAGCAGGAAGCUUUUUAAUAAUCUGCACAUAGUCUCUAAACAAACUGAGACGGGUAACAAAGUACACACCUCAUGUGUGCAGUAGGAUAUAAUAUUACAUGUUGGCUAGUGUUAGCUUUGAAUGACGGGGCAGGUCUCUUUAGAAUCUUUUGUGUUGAUUUCUCAGGGUACUUCUGAUGGUAUCUGCAGUAAACAGCUGUAUUAACCCGCUGUUUUCAUGUGUUGCAGAUGUGCCUCGAGUAACCACUUGUGUUAUUGUGACUGAACCAAUUUCAUUUCAUUUGGUGCUGUUGUUUGUUGUAGUGACCCAUUACCCCCCCCCCCCCCUUCAGAUUUUCUUAGGAAACUGCGAAUAACACACACCACCUUCAGCUUUUACCUUGUGUAUUAUAUGAGAAGAUCUAAAAUCACGGGUGGACAAAUGCUAUGUUUAUUAAUGAGCCCACCAGGCAAGUAAAAGCUCCGGCAUGCUGCCCAGCCCAUGUUUUGGUUAGUAGCUAAUGCCAUGUAAUAAAGUACGCCCAGCUAAGUACAUUAAUACAGACUGUAUGAAUCCCUGGGGCGUGCACGACUGUACUAGCUUUCCACAUUGUAUCUGCAACCCGGUCAGAAGGUCACUGGUGAAAGUUGGAGCUGUAGGGAUCUCUCAUUGCAUUGCAAGACAGUCCAUUUUUCUGGAUUUAGCUGGUUUUAUAUUUUAUUUUUUACAAAAUUUGUGAUGAAAUUUGCAGAGUGUUUUUGCGGAAAACUACUUGAAUCGGUGAAACUGCAAUUAACAAGGAAUUUUGUUUCACACGGCCUUUCGUAGCGAUGUUUGUUGGUAAUUGAGACCUUUUAGCUGUAAUCACGUGAAUCGAAGAGGGCUUUGACUGAAUGCGUGUUGUGAUGAUGUCAGGUGACGCAUCUUGGUCCAAAUGUGUGGAAAAUCUGCUGUAAUUUUGAAAAAUUGCAAACUCCUCUGAAUAUCGCAGAGUUUGCUUGGUUUUGUGUUCAUUUCUGUGACCGCAAAGCCGCAACAUUUCGGAGGGAUUGGCAAGAUAGUGUUCUAGUCUGGAUAGCAUCUUUAGUUCCUCUCGUGCUCAUGUUUGAUUAACCUCAAGGCGACGGUGUGCAGUAAGGUAUUAUGUCACAUUGUCAGGCACGUUUAAGUUUAACUAUAUUAUGAUUCGUAAAGUCAGUGGGAAGUAAGGUUUAUUCUCUUUCUUUGGUUGCUGAACCUAAUUUUCCAAGUUCAAAACAAAACAAAGGCCCGGACAAACACGAAUGUGUUUGUCAUGGGCACCCAGGCUACUGAUUCGUCCAAAAAAUGUAUACUGUAGUCUGCUGCUGUUCUUCAGAUGGAAAGAUAUCUUAUUCUGGGAUACAUUAUUUUUUCCCCUCAUCAUUUUUCCUGUUUUGCUGAAUCCUACCUCUGCACUAUGACAAGCUAGAAGAUGUCACUCGAGUGCUACACAACUAAUAAUUGUUUACUCACGGCUACUCCCAUUAUCGCAGCGCAUCAGUGUAAUGCUUAUUGAGUAAUUGUAGUGCCUAAAUAUUGACUGGUGCAAACAUGACAAUCUAAAAUGGUGUAAUCUGCCAAAACAACAUUAAAUGGUAGAGUUAUACUGGAAUACUCUUUUUUUUUUUUUAAAAGAGAACCCCCCCCCCCCCCCCCCAACACACACACACGCACACACCAGUUGUAGUGUGAUAGGAAAAUUUUACAUUUUAAUAUUGUAGGCUUCACAUUAACAAAUUGUCCAUCUGAGAUGUCUGUUAGGAUUCCACUCUCGCCGCGAGGUUCUCAUUAGUGAUAUCCAGAGCCGGACUUUACGGACUACAGCUGUUAUGAGUUGCACUGCAGUCAGGGAGUUUGGAGGCUAAAAAAAAAUGUCUGCCCAGCGUUUAUCCUGUGUGUAGCAUUUUUCUCCGGAAUGUUCCACUCUGUUAAGGCCGUCAGUGUCUGGAAGGCAUUACUAUGAUACUACGUGUAUAUAAGGAAUUAAAAAUAAUGCUCACUGGUGGCUGCUGAUUAAACUCGUCACAAUGCCCUAUUGCCCAUAAUACUGUUGUUUUUGUUUACUUUGUGUUUUAUGAUGACUGAAUGAGAGAAUUUAAAAUGUUAUGUAAAAACCCAUGUACAGUUGUGAUUUUUAAAAGAUUUAUUUGUGUGAAUAUAAACUCCUGUGUUUAUUUCAAGCUUGAAUAUACAGCCUGGCAUUACAAGCAAUAUCCUGAGAGUAUAAUGAUGAUAAAA
Messenger RNA from Ictalurus furcatus (blue catfish), 3978 nucleotides. RefSeq names its product family with sequence similarity 8 member A1a (gene fam8a1a). NCBI's taxonomy places the organism in Eukaryota, Metazoa, Chordata, Actinopteri, Siluriformes, Ictaluridae. The record is from RefSeq and is a predicted model, not a curated record. The transcript is spliced from 5 exons. Bases 255 to 1169 code for a protein of 304 amino acids.